Paramuricea clavata is the source of this 3598-nucleotide messenger RNA. The record is from the annotation of a GenBank genome assembly. NCBI's taxonomy places the organism in Eukaryota, Metazoa, Cnidaria, Anthozoa, Malacalcyonacea, Plexauridae.
GACCUCAGCGAAAGACUACCUUAGAACAAGAAUUUUUAUUAACUGUCAUGAGAUUGCGUCUGGGAUUGCUCAUUAAGGACUUGGCUUUUAGAUUUCAAAUUUCAACCACCAGAGUUUCUCAAAUCUGGAUAACUUGGGUCAAGCUUUUAUCGAAAGAACUACGGCACCUCAUUAUAUGGCCAUCUAAAGGUCAAAUAUAUGCUACUUUACCAGAUGCCUUCAAACGCUUUUAUCCAAAAGUCAGAGUCAUCAUUGAUUGCUCAGAAGUUUUUUUGGAGACGCCGUCAUCUCUGGAGGUUGGUGCAUGUCUUUGGAGUGAUUACAAGCACCAUUACACUUUCAAGUUUUUAAUAGCCAUCACACCAAAUGGAGCAGUUUCAUGGAUAUCUCCAUGUUAUGGUGGAAGGACAAGCGAUGUUUUUAUUGUUAGAAACUCUGGAUUUUUAGACUUACUUGAACCUUAUGACACUGUUAUGGCAGACAGGGGUUUUAAGAUAAAGUCAGACCUCACAAUGAAGAGAUGCUAUUUAGCAAUCCCUCCAAGUGCAGCUAAAGGCAAUCAAAUGAUAUCAGAUGAUGUCGCUGUUACAAGUAAAGUUGCCAAUGUAAGAAUCUUUGUUGAAAAAGCCAUUGCAAGAGUUAAAUGGUUUAGAAUUUUAUCUACUGAACUUACUAUGUUGGAACUGCCAUUGGUUGAUGACAUUCUUAUAAUAUGUUGUGCAUUAGUGAACUUAUUUCCUCCAUUGCAAGCUGAGAAAAUUGACAUUGACACAUGAAUUGCACAUAAAUUUCCCAAGACAUUAUUCAAGGGAAUGCAGAAAUAUUACAGUGGUUUUACAGUGGUUUUACAGUGAUUUUAAUCAUAUAAGUCAUGAUUUAGGAACAGUUACUAUUUUUAGACUUUUAGGGUUUGGAUUAUGGUUUGGAUUAGGAUUAUGGUUUGGAUUAGGAUUAAAAUUAGGGUUAGGAUUAGUAAGAGUUAGGAUUAAGGUAAAGGUUAAACCUUUAAGUCUCAAUGCCCAGAUGUAUCGUACUUUAUUAUUUUGUUGUCUAAAGCCAGAUGAUUUUAAUUGCGAGGGAGAGAGUGCUGCCACUCAAUGGGUUAAAAUAUAAAAGAAUACAAAAUUACAAAAGUCUAAAAAUAUUAACUGUUCCUAAAAUGUGACAGGUAUACUGUCAAUUAACAGAAAUGUUUGUUUAACAACCAUUCUCCAUCCACAACAUCAUCAAGCCCUUGACACUUCAGGUGAUACCAGCAAUUACACUGGUCACAACAAAUACUUCUAAGAUCAAGUUCAUUCUCUGCAAUUUCAUUUUCUUCAAAUAGUACUUUUUCACAUGAUCCACAAAACUCGAUAGGGUUCAAUCUCAAAAUUCUCUCAGCCACAUAACUUUUAAAAAAUAUUUCCAAGUUUGUAGAUACAGCUUCCCAAUGAUUUUUGUUGAACUCAAUGUUUUGCACAAGAAUGUCUUGGGAUGUCCAGACAACAAAAUAUCCACAUGUAGAAUUGCUUAGAGCAAUCUGGGAAUUAAUUUGUGUGUAAUACUUGUGACUUGUCUUAAGAACAAUUGAAUCAUCUUCCAAUGUCAGAAAGUCACACUUUCCAUAUCCAUCAGCUAUUUUACUAUCCUUUAUACUGAAUGGGCACUUUAUUUCAAUGACAGCUUUACCGUGGCAUUUGCAGUACAGUAUUCCAUCUGGGGAUGCACCAAUGUAUGCCCUAUUUUUGUCCAAAUAGAGUCCACUUUUCUCAAGCUUGAAGUCAAUAUGUUUUGUUGCUUCUAGAGCAUAGAACUCUUUAAGUGCUUCUUCUUCUCUGCAUUUCCCCCAUUGGACAGCUGCAACUUUGUCCAACUUUUUGUCUUGGCACAAUAAACUUGAAACUAAUGGAGUAGUCUUUGGUUUGACAGGAGUUCUGGUUUUCAUUAUUGUGUUAAUUUUGGUAUAAUAUUCAUGGUGUUUUGAAGCUGUCAGUCGUCCUUUUCGAUGUUCAAUCCAUUCCUUAGAGUUUGAUUGGUUUCGUGUGCAUCUCACAACAGCUGCUCAUUCUUUUUCAGAGAAACAAAGUUUUUUUAAAAGUGUUGUCAUCUUUUCAUCUUUAUCUUGACAACCAAUUGAGACCUCAUUUGCUAUAUUUAUCACAGUUAAAUUAUGACAUGUCACUGAAUCAAUAGACAUUCCCUCGAUAGACUUAAAAAGUACAGCAGUUGGAUUAGACUUUUGUAUUCCAUUUAAUAAAAGUGUCAAACGCUCAUUAGUCAUAUUUUGUUGCAAUUUUUCCCUGGGGUCAAACUUAUUCAAUUCAGCCAUCCUAACUUCUUCCCUAUUUGAACUGGUAGCUUGUUUUGACCUUAGUUUUUUUCUGACAACAAUGUCAGCAAUCUUUUUAGGUUCAAUAAUAGUUUUUGUUGACUUAUUCCAUCCACAGGGAAUAGAGGUGCAAGCAGGAGAACAAAAUCCUUGAGAGUUAGCAUAUUCUACUUUGUACAAUGUUGCUAUUAUAUGAUUGCAACAUCCACUGGCACCUGCCAUACAAGAGCACCAAGCAGUAAGAACUUUACCAUCAGGUUGUGUUGCAACCCAAAGGUCUUUUUCUUCAUUUAUAGACAUGGACGCUCUUACAUUACAAAGUAAAAUUAUGAAAGGGCCUGUCUUAUUCGUCAGUAUUUCUCCAACAAAGCCGCUGUCAAAAUAGCUGUAUGCUUUUUGGUCCUUGUAUUUGCCGAUAUACUCAGUGUCGAAUUCCCUUUUGUUAAGUAUGUACUGAAAAAAUUUGUCCCAAAGUGACUGGUGGCCAGGUAGUCAAAUUAUCAAUUUUCUGAUCCUCUGAGAUUAGCUUCGGAUCUGGUAAACCAAACUCAUCAAGUUUUUUCGCAUAGUCAUUUUUUAAAACUUUAGUUUGUUCAUCACAACUCAUAAUGAUUGGAAGAUCCAUUUCCGCGGCGGAAAAUGCUCGUGCAAUCAAUUCUGCUUUUUUGUAUCCACUCACCGAUAUUCCUCUCACUGUAAGAUAAUCCUGAAGAGCUUGAACAUUCAUAUUAAAAAACCGUUCAUAAGAAGACGAUGCCAUAGGAUAUUUGAUACAUUAAAAUCAAUUAUUAUAAAUUAUAAAAUUCUAAUUGUGAAAUUCUAUACGGCCAUCUUGGGUUCAAAGUUCAACUUGCUACCCACGCAAAAUAUCGGCGAUAACCCGGAAAUCAUUUAUUGCGAUUACAUGCACCGCGCUAACCCGGCUAGCCGGGCUGAAGUAUAGCUCAUUAAUGCUUAAUUAACAAUUUAAUACUCGGUGUCAGAAAUCGAUUAAAAAUGGUGUAUUUGCAUGUUGUAUUUGAGGACAAUUAUACCCACUGAAUGUUGUUGGUUGAGGUAUUUAUACUUAGCGCUGAUCCCAACAGGCUUAUACUGUUUGUAUUCUAACAAAAUUGUGUCGCUUCCUGUCUAAACCUUGAAAACGUUCAUUAAUAUCAUUUUGUACAUAUAAUCGAAAUUAAAACAUGCUUAAGUGUGGUUUUCAGCCCGCUUUGCCGAGCCAACUCGGCAAAAAGCGAUUACAUGGGAUGUGUGGGCAAUUUCUGUCCCGGCUAGCGAGUUGACUCG